Molecule: messenger RNA, 2283 nt
Organism: Arabis nemorensis
Lineage: Eukaryota; Viridiplantae; Streptophyta; Magnoliopsida; Brassicales; Brassicaceae
Source: the annotation of a GenBank genome assembly
AUGGAUUCGUCAAAUCUUGUAUUCGAUCACAAGGUCAUCAUCGGUUUUGCCCCUGUGCUAACUUACGCAGCCUGCGAAUGGUUCCUCAUAUUCCUCAUGUUCAUCGAUGCUCUUCUCUCCUAUCUUCUCGUUUGGUUCGCUCGUUACUGCAGAUUGCAGAUGCCUUGUUUCCUCUGUUCCAAGCUUCUCCAUCCUCUCCAGUGGAGGUUCUUGCUCUGCACCAACCACAGAUCAGAGGUUUCUUCCUUCAUGUCGUGUCACAAUCACGACAACAACCUCGCUGACGGUCGUGGCAUGUGCGAUGACUGUCUCUUGUCCUUCACCAAGAUGACCGGUCCCAAUCCAGACAUGAACAGAUUGCUUCUCGGGAAGCUAGGGUAUGAUCUGCUCUCUAAAACCCAUUUUGCUCACCCUAGAUCAUGUUCUUGUUGCAAUAGACCAUGGAGGACGAGGCAUCAUACGCAGAGACUCGUUCGGUUAGGCUCUCGGGGAAGAAACUCACCCGGUAAACCCAACAUUCCAGCUCCAAGGCAGCUUCUUACUCGGCGAGGAAGCGGCGGAAGUUUGAAGAAGAUGAGAGCUCAUAAGCCAACAAGUGGUGCUGAGUAUGUCAACAUUGGAAGCCGCAGAGAUGGUAUGGCUCAUGUUGGCUACACAGAGCUCAAGAUUUACUCGGAUUCUGAGUCCGAGUUCCUGUUUUCAGAUGAUGAUGCAUUCCUCCAUAUAACCGACUUCAACGCUGAGCCAUCUGAGAAACGUAUUCACAAGCCUCGGUCUCGGAAAUCGUUUGAAGACAAGAAGAAGAUGCCGGAUCAUAGACGGCCUUAUUUGCAGGAUAAGAACAUUCAUGUAGACGAUAGUGAAAGUGUCGAAUCUUCCAUGCCUGGUCAUAAUGUUGUAGAUGAGAACAAGCAACGACAACCUGUUGAACCAGAGGAGCAUGAAGCUGUACUCUCAGAGCUUAUAACUAUGAGUGAAGCUCGUCCCUUCUUACUGGGAUUACCUCGAGAGGACGAUGCAGGAGUAUCAGAACAAUAUGAAAGUCAAGCUGAGGCAAGUGGCAACUCAUCUCCUUCUGGCGGAGAAUUCUUAAGCCCUUAUGGAGAAAACGCUGCAUCUCGGGAAAUCCAGUUUCAUGCGCAAAAUGAUUCUGCAGACUAUAAUCAAAACAUCCUUAGUUCAGCUAUAAAGAUAGAAGCCUCUGAGGCAGCUAUGGAGCAAAAGGCGUCUGGUCACGUAGAUGUGCCUGGUUCUGUUGCAGAUGAGUCUUCUAGUGAUGAGGAAAAUGGAGUUGAAGGAGAUUUCAAGCCUUUGACGUCUAAUGACAUGCCAGUUUCUCCAGCACAGGAACAGUCAAGUGAGGAAGAAAACGAGGUUAAAGAAAACAAUGUUGCAGAAGAAUACUUCAGUAAUGAAGAAGAAGAUGAGGUCAAUGGACAUUCCGAGGGGUCGACAUCCAAAAAUGUGUCUGCUUCAUUUGCUGAAGAACAAUCUAGUGAGGAAGAAGAUGGAAGUAAUGGCUAUUCGGUUGCGAGAUCCCAUUCAAGUAAUGAAGAGGAUGAUAACAAUGGAGACUCUGAACCUUUGACAUCAAACAAUGUGACUGGUUCUGCCACAGAAGAACACUCAGGUAAAGAAGAACAUGGGGAUCAAGAAGAGACUGAGCCCUUGACAUCACCAAAAAUCUCCAAUGAAGAGUCCUCAUUAGAACAUAGGGAUAAAGAUUCCUCGAAGGUAACAGAGACACAUAAUACUUCAAAUAGAUCACCGGAACUAAAGCACUCUGCUUCUGUGGAAUCUUUUGUAAGCAUUAGCAGUGACAUUGAGGGAGAAAGUCUUGUUGAUCUGUUAAAGCAACAACUAGAGCAUGACAGGAAAUCCCUAAGAGAUUUGAGUAAAGAAUUGGAGGAGGAAAGAAAUGCGUCAGCUAUUGCUACAAAUCAAGCAAUGGCGAUGAUCACACGGUUGCAGGAGGAGAAAGCAGCUCUCCAUAUGGAAGCUUUACAGUACCUGAGAAUGAUGGAUGAGCAAGCGGAACACGACGUUGAUGCACUUGAGAGAGCAAACGAUGUAUUAGCUGACAGGGAAAAGGAAAUACAAGAUCUUGAGAUGGAGUUAGAAUAUUAUAGAGUAAAGUAUCCAGAUGAGCCAAGAGAAGAAAUUCUCGCCAGCAUGGGGAUUCUAGGUGAUAUAGAAACGAGCGACAUCCCAACAACUGAUGAGACCAGCGAUAAAGCUCCAACAGACAUCAAACCUACUGGUUCUCCGUCAGCGGGAAUUUGA